Osmia bicornis bicornis is the source of this 2845-nucleotide messenger RNA. RefSeq names its product DNA replication licensing factor Mcm3 (gene Mcm3). Lineage: Eukaryota; Metazoa; Arthropoda; Insecta; Hymenoptera; Megachilidae. Gene Ontology annotation, molecular function: single-stranded DNA helicase activity; single-stranded DNA binding; ATP hydrolysis activity. The record is from RefSeq and is a predicted model, not a curated record. Gene Ontology annotation, cellular component: nucleus; MCM complex. Gene Ontology annotation, biological process: double-strand break repair via break-induced replication; DNA strand elongation involved in DNA replication; mitotic DNA replication initiation.
UGGAGCCCUCUACGUCUGACACCCAUCUCGGGUGCCUAUCAUGUUGUUGAAUUGUAAUGUUGUUCAGUGACUAUAGAUAGUAGACUACUAUCUAUAGUCACUGUGUUGUUGUAAUGGUAUAAUGCCUACUGGCAUACCCAGUCAUGGGGACGCUUUCCCCUUCGCUGGCUUAGACCGCCAUUUCCCUAGAGGGGACGUUGUUCGUUUAUUGUGUACUAACUUAGUUUUACAACUGCAAAAGAUAUUUAUAGGAAUUGUAUUGUGUUAAGAUAUAAAGUUUAAUCAUAAUCAAAAUGGAUGGUUUUGAUAGGGAUCAAAGAUUUGAAGAUAUUCAAAAAGAAUAUCUGGAUUUUUUAGAUGAUAUGGAGGACCAAGGAAUUUAUACUACUCUUGUAAAGAACAUGAUCGAAGAAAACAAGCACAGAUUAUACGUAAAUGUUAAUGAUUUGCGAAGAAAGAAUCCUCUUCGUGCAGCAAGCCUAUUAAAUAAUUCUUUUGAAGAGCAUCAAGCUUUUCAACUUGCUCUAAAACAAUUUGUUGCAAGCAUUGAUACGGAUUAUGCUAAAGAAAAUUUAGAUUUAUUUAUAGGAUUUGAAGGAAGUUUUGGAAGUAAACAUGUUACACCAAGAACUCUUACAUCACAUUUCUUGGGUAACUUGGUAUGUCUGGAAGGUAUUGUUACAAAAUGUUCCUUAGUGAGGCCAAAGGUUGUAAGAAGUAUUCAUUAUUGCAGUGCAACUAAAACUGUAACAGAAAGAGCUUACACUGAUUUUACUUCAUUUGAAGCAUUUCCACAAGCUGCUGUGUAUCCAACUACAGAUGAUGAUGGCAACCUGUUAGAAACAGAAUUUGGUCUUUCUACCUACAAAGAUCAUCAGACAAUAACUAUACAAGAAAUGCCUGAAAAAGCACCAACUGGUCAGCUACCAAGAAGCAUUGAUGUUGUAUGCGAUAAUGAUUUGGUAGAUCUUUGUAAACCUGGAGACAGAGUUCAGAUUGUUGGAAGUUUCAGAUGCCUCCCUGGUAAAUAUGGAGGAUAUACAACAGGGACUUUCAAAACAAUUUUAAUUGCUAAUAAUGUCAUGCAGUUAAGCAAAGAAGCUAAUCUAACUAUUUCUCAUAAUGAUGUAGCUAUGUGUAAGAAACUCGCCAGAAGUAAUGCGUGUAAAAAUAUUUUUGAAUUACUUAGUAAAUCGCUAGCCCCGUCUAUACAUGGGCAUGAUUAUGUAAAAAAAGCAAUUUUGUGUUUAUUACUUGGAGGUGUGGAGAAACUGUUACCUAACGGUACAAGAUUAAGAGGGGAUGUUAACGUGUUACUUAUAGGUGAUCCAUCUGUUGCAAAAUCACAACUUUUACGUUAUGUUCUGUGUACGGCGCCAAGAGCAAUUCCAACUACCGGUAGAGGAUCUUCGGGUGUUGUAACAGCUGCUGUUACUGUAGAUAAUGAGACUGGAGAACGUAGACUUGAAGCUGGGGCUAUGGUAUUAGCAGAUCGAGGAAUUAUUUGUAUAGAUGAGUUUGAUAAAAUGUCGGAUAUUGAUAGAACAGCGAUACACGAAGUAAUGGAACAAGGAAAAGUAACUAUUGCUAAAGCUGGAAUACACGCUAGUUUAAAUGCACGGUGUUCGGUAUUGGCGGCUGCAAAUCCAGUUUACGGAAGAUAUGAUCAGUAUAAAACGCCAAUGGAAAAUAUUGGCCUACAAGAUUCACUACUAUCACGUUUUGAUCUAUUGUUUGUUAUGCUAGAUACAGUCGAUCCUGAACAGGAUCAAAUAAUAAGUGAUCAUGUUGUGAGAAUGCAUAGAUAUAGAAAUCCUACAGAGCAAGAUGGGGAAGCAUUACCACUGGGUAGUAAAAUAGAUAUAUUGACUACGAAAAAUCCGGAUGAAAUUCUUAAUGAAAACACGGGAACUCAGGUUUAUCAAAAAUAUGAUCCUUUGCUGCAUGGUCUGUCCCGUUCAAAAAGUGAUCAAAUUUUAACUAUAAACUUUAUGAGAAAAUAUAUUCACAUAGCUCGUUGUAUGAAACCAAAACUUACGGAAGAGGCUUGUGAAGUUAUUGCCAGCGAGUACUCAAAGUUGCGAUCAGAAGAAUCACUAGAUUCCGAUUUAGCGAGGACACAACCUGUAACAGCUCGUACUUUGGAAACAUUGAUUCGAUUGUCUACUGCACACGCAAAAGCUCGUUUAUCAAAAAAUGUUACUGCUGAUGAUGCUUUUGCAGCGAUAGAACUCGUUGAAUUUGCUUACUUUAAGCGAGUUCUAGAAAAAGAAAAGAGAAAGCGAAGACGACACGAUAGCGAAGAUAGCCAGGCCGGGGAAGACGAGCAUGAAAAACAGAAAAAACGUACAAGAAAAACAAAUGCAGCAUCAGAUGAUCCAUAUGACUUUGAAAAUGAAGAUGAUAGUCAUAUCGAUGAAGUUACACGAAAAGUAACUAGAUCACAAAUAAAAACGACUAGAUCAAAAUCCGAUCAAUCAACGCCGGACUCUGAUCAACCUGUUGUACCAGAAACACCCGCAACUAUUACCGAUGAAAGACUUAAAGUCUUUAGAACACUUCUGCAUAAGUUAUUCCAACAACAAAGGGCACAAUUACUUCCGUUAUCAAGAGUACGUGAAUAUAUUAACGCUGAACAGUCCGAAGAGUUUACACCGGGAGAAAUUACCGCUGCAAUUAACAAAAUGUCCGAUGCUAAUCAAAUUAUGGCUGCAGACGAUAAUAUCUUUCUUAUGUAAAUUCUUUAUUUACGUAAGUCAUUUUAUAUUUUUUUACUAUAUAAAUUUGCCAUGAAUUUUUGUACUUUACGAGAUAUUUUAAUAAAUAUUAAACAAUCUGUUUGAAA